AUAAGAUCGCUACCGAAUCAUGGCAUGACUUCGAGGUUGGUCUUAUUGUGUUCCUCUCAUUGCGAUAUUUCUCGCCGAGAGAACAUAGGGCUAAUGGAUACAUAGGUCGGAGGGAUACGUGCACGUGGAGUUGAGCGAGUCCUAGAUGUCCGUCAAGGUGAGCUGUGUUGGGUAACUGGCACGAUCUAUAUGGAAAUGCCACUGAAACCCAAUGUUCUUGAUGAUAUAUCAAAAGAGCACUGGAUUGCAGCGCCACCAUUGCGACACAAGUAUAUCAAAGACGACGAUGGAACAAGGGUCAUGGUGGAAGACGAGUCCGGCCGGCUGCGUCUCACCGGAUCUUGGCUACAAUCAGAGCUGCUAGUCACAGGAUGCAUCGUUGCAGCGCUUGGUACUGAGAAUGCAGAUGGCGAAUUCGAAGUCCUUGACACGAGGAUUGCCGACCUUCCCCGCCAGCCGCAACGAUGGGAGCGUGACGAUAUUGACGAAGGCAAAAUCAAGAAAAAUAGACCAAAUUGUGGAAAGAUUGCCGUGGUGAGCGGACUAGGGAUCGGGGACGAUUCUCUUUCCCAAUUGCGGCUCGAUCUCCUGACAGAAUAUCUCCUCGGCGAGUCGCUAGGCGACGAAGAGCAGACGGAGGCAACGAAAAUCUCGCGGCUCAUUAUUGCUGGCGAUACUCUAGCGAAUUCCUCGACAAUACCCUCACGAGAACAAGUAGCAAUCCGAAAAACGACGUCAAAAACGUACGGCUAUGAUGCAACUGCGUACAAUGCCGCCCCUACCGAGAACCUCGACUCCUUCCUUUCCACCUUGUUGCCUUCACUACCCAUCACCGUCCUUCCUGGAGCCAGUGAUCCGGUGAAUGUAUCCCUCCCACAGCAGCCACUUCAUCCUGCGCUAUAUCCGAAAGGCCGCGCAUAUUCGAAGCUCCCGAUCGACAAGGACCCUCAAGCCGGUUGGCUAGAUGCUGUCACCAACCCCUGGGAAGGAGACAUUGACGGUUGGCGAUUCCUCGGCAAUGGCGGGCAACCAAUCGACGACAUAUACAAGUAUGUCAGCACUGAAGACCGGGUCCAGAUGAUGGAACACAUCUUGCGGUGGCGUGUGAAUGUCCCGACUGCGCCUGAUACGUUAUGUAAGUUUUCUGGGUGGUUUCAAUUGCCCUUCCAGCUCUAACCUCUCGCAGGGUCUUUUCCAUUCCAAGACGACGAUCCAUUUAUCAUCAACGACUGCCCACACGUCUUCUUCGUCGGUAACCAACCGGAGUUCGAUACGACAGUGAUCGAAGGGGAGGCUGGCCAGUCCGUGCGCUUGAUCGCGGUUCCCAAGUUCUCCGAGACUGGGACAAUCGUGCUGAUCGAUUCGGAUACUCUCGAAGCCGAG
This is a messenger RNA of Eremomyces bilateralis CBS 781.70, 1383 nucleotides long. RefSeq lists its product as uncharacterized. NCBI's taxonomy places the organism in Eukaryota, Fungi, Ascomycota, Dothideomycetes, Eremomycetales, Eremomycetaceae. The coding region runs from base 190 to 1176 and encodes 328 amino acids. Gene Ontology annotation, molecular function: DNA binding. The transcript is spliced from 2 exons. Gene Ontology annotation, cellular component: delta DNA polymerase complex. The record is from RefSeq and is a predicted model, not a curated record. Gene Ontology annotation, biological process: DNA replication; DNA strand elongation involved in DNA replication.